Molecule: messenger RNA, 2947 nt
Organism: Pteronotus mesoamericanus
Lineage: Eukaryota; Metazoa; Chordata; Mammalia; Chiroptera; Mormoopidae
Gene: MAPRE1
Product: microtubule associated protein RP/EB family member 1
Exons: 7
Coding region: 97-903 (268 amino acids)
Biological process (GO): spindle assembly; regulation of microtubule polymerization or depolymerization; protein localization to microtubule
Cellular component (GO): microtubule organizing center; cytoplasmic microtubule; spindle midzone
Molecular function (GO): microtubule plus-end binding
Source: RefSeq, a predicted model, not a curated record
AUCGCGCGGGCGGGCGGGGUCGGACGGUUUGAACGAGACGAAGACGGAACCGGAGCCGGACACGGGCAGUGGACGGGGUUCCGUCGAGAGCCGAAGAUGGCAGUGAAUGUAUAUUCAACAUCAGUCACCAGCGAUAACCUAAGUCGACAUGACAUGCUGGCCUGGAUUAAUGAGUCACUGCAGCUGAAUCUGACAAAGAUCGAACAGUUGUGCUCAGGGGCUGCCUAUUGCCAGUUUAUGGACAUGCUGUUCCCUGGCUCCAUUGCCUUGAAGAAAGUGAAAUUCCAAGCUAAACUAGAACAUGAAUACAUCCAGAACUUCAAAAUACUGCAAGCAGGUUUUAAGAGAAUGGGUGUUGACAAAAUAAUUCCUGUGGACAAAUUAGUAAAAGGAAAAUUUCAGGACAAUUUUGAAUUCGUUCAGUGGUUUAAGAAGUUUUUUGAUGCAAACUAUGAUGGAAAAGACUAUGACCCUGUAGCUGCCAGACAAGGUCAAGAAACUGCAGUGGCUCCCUCCCUUGUUGCUCCAGCUCUGAACAAACCGAAGAAACCUCUCAGCUCUAGCAGUGCAGCUCCACAGAGGCCCAUGGCAACACACAGAACUACUGCAACCCCUAAGGCUGGCCCAGGUGUGGUGCGGAAGAAUCCUGGUGUGGGCAACGGGGAUGAUGAAGCAGCUGAACUGAUGCAGCAGGUCAAUGUAUUGAAACUUACCGUCGAAGACUUGGAGAAAGAAAGAGACUUCUACUUUGGAAAGCUAAGGAACAUUGAAUUGAUUUGCCAGGAGAAUGAAGGGGAAAAUAACCCUGUAUUACAGAGGAUUGUGGACAUUCUCUAUGCCACAGAUGAAGGUUUUGUGAUACCUGAUGAAGGGGGACCACAGGAGGAACAAGAAGAGUAUUAAAAGCCUGGACCAGCAGAGCAGCAUCUGAAUUCUUCACUCCAAAUCAUGUGCUUAACUGUAAAAUACUCCCUUUUAUUAUUCUUAGAGGACUCACUGGUUUCUUUUUCAUAAGCAAAAAGUACCUCUUCUUAAAGUGCACUUUGCAGAAGUUUCACUCCUUUUCCAAUAAGUUUGAGUUAGGAGCUUUUACCUUGUAGCAGAGCAGUAUUAACAUCUAGUGGGUUCACCUGGGAAACAAAGAGGCCGACCAUGGGCUCACCAUGUGGAUGCUGGUAACACUGAUUGCUGGAGAGGAUGUUUUUAUGCGAUAACGCUGACGUUUUUAUGUGAUACGCGGAGGUAAAGACUGAUUUGAAUUUUAAGCUAAUGUGAAAUCUCGGCAGAGAACGUUUUAAUAAAUAAAUAAAUGCCUUAAGAGUAUUUAAGAUAUGCUUCCAUGUUUCAAAAUAUGAAAUGUAACCUUACCGGAGAGUUUGUGUGUUGCCCUUGUGUCUGGGAAAGAAGGACCAGACCUUGGAACUUUGGAAUCUGCUGUUCACAGGCCUUGCAGGGCUGCCUGAAUCUUCAUAGGCCUAACCUUGGCCCAGAAGGAAAGUUUAAAAAGUUGCUUUGUAAAGCCGUUUGGUGUCCUUGACCAAUUGCAUCUCUGCUAAGAAGCAAGAGGCAUUGUUAGCUGAAUGAAUAGAGGGUGUGUUUCAACCCUGAAAUGUUUGAGUUGAAUAGCUUGAUUUGCAUUGAGCAUUUCUCUGACGAUUUUUCCAAUUACCCUUGAAAUUUCUAUGUAUAGUGUUUUUUGGGAAAUGAGGUGUGUUCAGUUUUUAAAUCUAACAACUGCUUUUGGGGACUUGCCCACAUCUCUGGGAUUUGAAUGGGGGUUGUGUCCCAUUUUACUGUCUUUUAAGUUUAUAUUUAACAUAUUCCUCUGUUUCCCUUGCCCACUGGGGACUCCUUUUUGGCUCCUUAAAGUUUGCUGCUUAGAGUGAAAGUUCAGCCGGCAGGUGAUCCUGCUGCAAGUUCUUUUUGGACCUCUGACAAAGGGAGUGAUCAGUGAAGGCCAUUGCUACCUUGGGAUCUGCAAGGCUGGGUGUUUUUGGUACCUGCUGUCUACAGCCCUCCACUGUUAACAGAAUACUUUGCCAGUGCACUAAUCUCUUUGGAGAUAAAAUUCGUUAGCGUGUUAUUAAAUGUUACUUUUUUUUUUUUGCAGAAAAUACAGUACCAUGUCUGAAUUAAUUAUUAAUAUUUAAAAUAUUUCAUUCCUUAACACUUCCUCAUUUGCUUUGCUGAUGGCCUAUUCAGUUCCUUUGUUUGGCAGAAUUCUGCAAACUGUAUGUCACCCACUACUGAGAUUGUUCAGCCCCUGAUGUAUUUGUAUUGAUUUGUUUCUGGUGGUAGUUUGUCCUAAAAUGUGUGUAGAAAGCAGGUGUUUUAUGAUAAAUUGUUGUGUAGUGCAUGCUCUGUGUGGAAUUCAGAGGAAAACCCAGAUUCAUUGAUUAACAAUGCCAAAAAUGCAAGUAACUAGCCAUUGUUCAAAUAACAGUGGUGCUAUUUCUCUUUUGUGGCCUUUUAGACUUUUGUUGCCCUAAAAUUCCAUUUUAUUGGGAACCCAUUUUCCACCUGGUCUUUCCUGACAGGGUUUUUUUCUACUUUUAAACAGUUUCUAAAUAAAAUUCUGUAUUUCAAGAGUGUCACGUCUUUUGCAAUUUGUCUUGCCCUGGGUAUGUUCUUUUAGGUUCAAAUGAUAAGGUACUGAUGCUUCUUUCUUAAAUUAGGACUGAUCUUUCUAAAAUCCUUCACUGUUUUUUCAAAUGUGCUAAUUUCUAAGCCUGUUCCGUUUUUCCCCUUUAUUCAUAUUACAUUUCUCAGCCUCAUGCUGUUUUAUAUUUUCAUACUACUGUGAGCAGUGGUUCAGAAGUCCAGGGCUUGGCCUCGCUCCUGGGAUGCCUUUUUAGUCUGUUUCCUCCUCAGAUAUACAUCCGGACAAUGAGGAGAUACUUUUUUUUUCUUUCUUGAAAGUAUUUUCAAAGGCAGUGAACACAAUCUU